AGUAUAAAUACGCUGCGCUUCGGUGUAUCAACUAUCAGUUUCUGCAAAUCUGCAGUACUUACAUAUCCUGAGGAAGCCAGUGAGGUGCAAAUAUAACGUACUACUGAAUGAAAUAAGCUUCCACCAUGAAGAGUCUGUUAAUCCUGACAAUUUUUGCCAUCGCCUGUACGGCGAUGGUAACAAGCGAGAAUAUGGAGGGGCCACCUGGUCCACCUCAUCCGCGCUUACGUCGUGAAGCUGAUCCGGAGCCAGAACCCGGAAACUUUAAGCCAGUACCCAGUAGACCUAGACCAGUAUAUAUACCCAAACCUCGCCCACCACAUCCUCGUCUCCGCCGUGAAGCUGAUCCGGAACCUGAACCCGCAUUAAAUAGGCCAGUAUACGUUCCACCACCUCGUCCACCGCAUCCUCGUCUUCGACGUGAAGCUGAUCCGGAACCUGAACCCGCAUUAAAUAGGCCAGUGUACGUUCCACCACCUCGCCCACCGCAUCCUCGUCUUCGACGUGAAGCUGAUCCGGAACCUGAACCCGCAUUAAAUAGGCCAGUGUACGUUCCACCACCUCGUCCACCGCAUCCUCGUCUUCGACGUGAAGCUGAUCCGGAACCUGAACCCGCAUUAAAUAGGCCAGUGUACGUUCCACCACCUCGUCCACCGCAUCCUCGUCUUCGACGUGAAGCUGAUCCGGAACCUGAACCCGCAUUAAAUAGGCCAGUGUAUGUUCCACCACCUCGUCCACCGCAUCCUCGUCUUCGACGUGAAGCUGAUCCGGAACCUGAACCCGCAUUAAAUAGGCCAGUGUAUGUUCCACCACCUCGUCCACCGCAUCCUCGUCUUCGACGUGAAGCUGAUCCGGAACCUGAACCCGCAUUAAAUAGGCCAGUGUAUGUUCCACCACCUCGUCCACCGCAUCCUCGUCUUCGACGUGAAGCUGAUCCGGAACCUGAACCCGCAUUAAAUAGGCCAGUGUACGUUCCACCACCUCGUCCACCGCAUCCUCGUCUUCGACGUGAAGCUGAUCCGGAACCUGAACCCGCAUUAAAUAGGCCAGUGUACGUUCCACCACCUCGCCCACCGCAUCCUCGUCUUCGACGUGAAGCUGAUCCGGAACCUGAACCCGCAUUAAAUAGGCCAGUGUAUGUUCCACCACCUCGUCCACCGCAUCCUCGUCUUCGACGUGAAGCUGAUCCAGAACCUGAACCCGCAUUAAAUAGACCAGUGUACGUUCCUCCACCGCGCCCACCCCAUCCGCGUCUACGUCGUGAAGCUAGCCCGGAGCCAGAACCUGGAAAAUCUAAGCCAAGACGCAAUAACUCUAAGCCUAAACCAGUACAUAAACCAGCGCAGAAACCUAAAUCAGCACCAAGUCCAAAACCUCGCCCGCAUCCUCGCAACUGAAUCGGUGUCUAAGGAUAAACUCUGGGAGUGAUCACAUUCUCUCGUGAUGACGUUACAAUGAAUAAUUGUUGAAUGACAUUGUACUUAGUUAAUAAUAUAAGUAAAAAACUGUAUUAAAAAUU
Messenger RNA from Megalopta genalis, 1519 nucleotides. It is a transcript of the gene Apid1, whose product is annotated as apidaecin 1. The record is from RefSeq and is a predicted model, not a curated record. NCBI's taxonomy places the organism in Eukaryota, Metazoa, Arthropoda, Insecta, Hymenoptera, Halictidae.